Molecule: messenger RNA, 2649 nt
Organism: Alternaria viburni
Lineage: Eukaryota; Fungi; Ascomycota; Dothideomycetes; Pleosporales; Pleosporaceae
Exons: 8
Coding region: 1-2649 (882 amino acids)
Biological process (GO): xenobiotic detoxification by transmembrane export across the plasma membrane; metal ion transport
Cellular component (GO): membrane
Molecular function (GO): fluconazole transmembrane transporter activity; metal ion transmembrane transporter activity
Source: RefSeq, a predicted model, not a curated record
AUGGAAACAAUCAAGGAGAUCGUCCGCGACGCGCCUUUCGGUCAACUCGUCCGUUACGCCACACGAAAUCGCUUCUUCAAGUAUCCAGAAGAGUUACCUGGUUUCGAAAUCCCAUCUGCGUAUAUCGAAAAGGAUACCAGUGCGUCAGCUUCACAGAGCCAGGCUCACUCCGACAACUCCGCAACUGCCAUUAGACAGCCCAUCCCAACCCCAGCUACUACAGAGUCCCCUCAAGUCAACCUCGAAAAACCUCACUCCAGAACCGCAGAAGGAGUGAACGCAUCCGACCGCAACUCAACCUCCACAGCACCCCUCCCGUCGCAUGCCCUCCCUUUCAGCCCCUCACGCCUGGAAGCCGACCUAGCCCUCCAUACCACCCACUCACCCACUCACGCCAUCGCUCCCGUCAAGACAGCCGACGGCCUCAUACUAGCAGAAUGGUACACCACGACCGACCCCGCGAACCCGCAGAACUGGUCGCAGGGCAAGAAGGCAUGGACGGCAUUCUUGAUCUGUCUGUAUACGUUCAUUGUGUACGCGGGUAGCUCGAUCUAUGUUAGUAGUACGCUGUUGGUCAUGAGUGAGUUCGGGGUGGGGGCGUUUAAGGCGAGUUUGGGGUUGGCGCUUUAUGUGCUAGUACCCCAACUCGGCAGAAACAUACCGUACAUCACGACUUUCGCGCUCUUCACCAUCCUCACUUUACCUACCGCACUAGUAGACAAUCUCGGCGGCUUUCUGUUCCUUCGCUUCCUACUCGGCUUCUUCGGAAGCCCCUGCCUAGCGAACGGCGGAGCUACGAUGCAGGAUCUGUACUCUCUGCUCCAUAUACCGUACGGCCUAGCUUUCUGGACAGCCGCCGCGUUCGCUGGACCAGCUCUAGGGCCUCUUCUAUCUGGCUUCUCUGUCUAUGCGGAGAACUGGCGAUGGUCUCAAUGGGAACUCCUCUGGAUGGCCGCCCCAGUAUUCCUCCUCUUUUUCUUCUUUCUCCCAGAAACGCAGCCUACCACCAUCCUUCUCCAGCGAUCUGCCCGUCUGCGUGCACUGACUGGCAAUCCCAAUAUCCACACCCAAACCGAGAUCGAUCGUAAAGGCACCAAAUUCUCCGCUGAACUCCUCGAUACUCUGAUCAAGCCUUUGGAGAUCUGCGUCAAAGACCCGGCUCUGUUCUUCAUCAACGUCUACUCUGCGCUGACGUACGGCAUCUACUACUCUUUCUUCGAGGUCUUUCCUCUCGUGUAUUUGGAGAUAUACGGGUUCAGCGUCGGCGAGAUGGCGAUCGUGUUUCUGUCCAUCAUCGUAGGGUGCGUUCUUGCUAUGACGAUCUACUUCUCCUAUUUGAGGUUCUACCUUAUACCGGAUAUCCUCAAGAGAGGGCUCAGACCUCAAGAGCAUAGACUCGUGCCGGCGAUUUUCGCGAGCUUUGGGGUGCCCAUUGGAUUGUUCAUCUUUGGCUGGACGGCUCGUCAAUCUGUACAUUGGAUUGUUUCGACUAUCGGUAUCGCUAUAUAUUCGACUAGCGUGUACAUCAUCUUCCAGGCUGUCUUUUCAUACGUGCCCAUGUCUUACCCGCAAUACGCCGCGUCCCUUUUCGCGGGCAAUGACUUCUGUCGGUCUGCUUUCGCUUUCGGAUCCGUACUCUUCUCCCGUCCUAUUGCCAUGAAGCGUGCUAUGGAAGUUUUCAAAAGGCAGUAUCCUCGCAAACUCACUGAGCGCUCUGCUAUACUCAUCUGGACUGAUGCUGGCGGCGAAGACAAAGACCCAGACCUUUCCUUCUUGUUCAAGCAAGCCUCCCGAAAACCUCAGGUCUACUUCAAGCUGAGUCCUACCGUGUUCAAUCGUUUCAGAACAACGAAUCUCUCGUCAGCGCUGCGCGGUGGGCUGGCAUAUUCCUCGAUCGGCUCUUCCGGAUUCAACGCGACGCAAACUUUCAACAGUCUCCACAAGGUGUACGGCUACACCCUCGAACCCCUACUAAUGAAAGAGGAUCCUUUCUAUGCUGUCAGCGAGAUCUACGCAUUUGCUGCGACAGCAGAAAAUCAGUUUCUGAACAUGAUGAAGGAGAUCCUCGACGAGCGCAUGAAGGGUAUAGUGGAAGAAGGUUUGCAAACCAAAUUUUCAGAGCCAAACGCUCUCCCCGAACGUACCGACCUGCAAUAUGAUCGUUCAAUUCUCGAGGCACAUUCUGAUCGCAUCAGCGACAUCAUCGCGUUUCUGAAAGCAGCCGAUGACUCCCUCUGGUUUCUUCCUUUCGCAAAAAUGGGAGCAAAUAACCCUUUCAUCGCAGCGCGCAUGAGCCUCUUGCAAGAUUUCCAGUACCUUCAUACUCAAGUCGUGCAGCUCAUUCAGCGCUGCGAAAGGGCCAUGGAAAUCGUUGCGCACAAUGCCUCUCUUUUGGAGGCGAAAAGGUCGAACUCGCAGUCAGAGGAUCUGGAACAACUAACGCGGUUGACGACGGGAGUGACACUGGUAUAUGUGCCAAUCUCAUUCGUUUGCACCUUCUUUGGUAUGAACUUCUCAACCUUUGGGCAGGGCAAUCUGUCCCUUUGGGUCUUUGCCGCUGUCAGUGUUCCCGUUCUGUUGAUCUCGUUGAUCUUUCUCAAACAGAAAUUGAAGAGCGAUUCAAAGAAAAAGGUUUCUUUGAAGCAAUGA